This is a messenger RNA of Linepithema humile (Argentine ant), 2700 nucleotides long. RefSeq names its product E3 ubiquitin-protein ligase TRAIP-like. Lineage: Eukaryota; Metazoa; Arthropoda; Insecta; Hymenoptera; Formicidae. Gene Ontology annotation, cellular component: site of DNA damage; nucleus. Gene Ontology annotation, biological process: protein ubiquitination; replication fork processing. Gene Ontology annotation, molecular function: ubiquitin protein ligase activity. The record is from RefSeq and is a predicted model, not a curated record.
GCGCCGAGGAAAACUGACAGCUCUGCACUGGAUUGAGUUCAAUUGAAUAGUUGAUCAUUGUUGUUGUUGUGCCAUUUUUUCAUAUACAACAUGGUUAUUCUCUGUAAUAUAUGUCAUGAUCGUUUAAUAUCAUCCGCCGAAGUCUCUUUCACUAAUUGUGGACAUGUAUUUCAUUUACAGUGCAUAAAUCAGUGGCUGAACAGAGCUCCAACGUGUCCGCAAUGUCGUGAGACAAUAACAAAAAAAAGAAUCCAUAGAGUUUAUCUUACAUAUUUGAACGAAACAACUUCAAAUUCUACAGAGGAUUUGUCAACAGAGGAUUUGAAACAAAGAAUUGACAAUUUAAACUUUCAAAUUUUACUGAAGGACACAAAUAUCGAACAUUUUACUUCAAAAAAUGCAGCUCUGGAAAAGCAAAAUGCUGAGCUUAGGCAGGAAGUAAGAAACGUGGAAAGUGAGAUAAAUAAAAAAAAUUCUAAAAUUUAUGAUUUGAAGGAAAAAAUAAUACAUUUAAAUGAACUUUCCUCACAAUAUAAAGUUCUAGAGGAACAAUUGUCUAACACAAAAAAGAAACUGGAUGAAUUUCAAAGAAUAAAACAAACAAUAUCAGAUGAUACUCUUAAAGAUGUCAUGAAAAUUGUUGAAGAAACAAAAAAUCCAAAAUUAAUUAAUUACAUUUGUGCUAUGAAAAAGACGAUGAUUGAGAACGAGAAUAAAAUAACAAAUUUUCAAUAUAAUUUGAAAUGGCAAUCUAAGUUUUAUGACAAAGAGCGAAAAGAAUUACUGCAUUUAAAGCAAUAUAUAAAAUCUUGUAAAAAUGAAAAAUUAUGUCUACAAAAUCGUAUUUAUGACCUAGAAGAGUUGCUUAAAAAUUCAGAGCAAAACUGUAUUAUAAAAUCUAACAGCCAAAGAAACUCAAAUAAUCGGUCUCUUGGUACACCACAACCAAAAAAAAAUAUUUACAAUCAGACUGAUACAAGACAAGAAACUGAAAAUCAAAAUGAUUUACUGUCGCCUUCAUGGAUAGAAGUAGUUACUGAUAUGAACGAAGAAGAACGUACAUUAGACACUACACUUGACAAAUGUCCAAGUAGUAUAAAAAAAGCGAAACUCAGUUUGCAAUCAGGCAAUGAUAGCAGUGAAAUAAAUAAUAUGAUUACUCAUGAUGGAAACAUCUCAAGCAUGGAUAUGCAAUCAAAAAAGAAAAAAUUGAAGGUAAAAAGUUUCUAAUAAUACCACACUUAAAUUAAGUGUUUGUAUAAGAAGCAACACAGUAUUGAAAUUUAUUUGUGGAUAUUAUAAUUUACAUCAACAUUUGCUACUGUUAUAUUACAUAUGAAUUUCUCUGUAAAAAUUAACUGAUUUACUUGUUUUUUAGAAAAUUAUUUACACAUUUAGAUGUGAUUCUAAUAAAAAUAAAUUAUAAUUUUAUAUAAGUAUAUAGAUUUUGUUUAGAUAGUAAAUUAUUGCAAGAGUACAUUUUUUUGAAAAUAUAUAACAUUAAAAUCUUUAUUCAGAAUAUUAAAAUUUUUAUUUAUUUUUUCUUUUAUUGAUUACUUAUCAUAAUGCUACUACUAUAACAAGAUAAUAUGUAUACAAGUUGAUUCAGAAACUAUUUUUUUAAUAGAGAGUACACAUUGCAUUUGCUCUAUAGAUAUCUACCUCAAUAGAUACGCAACACAUUACAUAAUUCAAGAUCGCUCAUAAUCUGAUAAACUAAGUUUCGAUGCGUUUAUAUAUUUUAUAUUCUUCAAAGAUUAAUUUUAUUUUUUGUACCAAAAAAAUAAUAUAAGAUAGUGUGGGAUAGAAGCAAGUUUAUUAAAAUAUUAAUUUUGAAAGGAUAAAUAAUAACCAUUUCGAUAUGUAUCAAUAAACUUUUAUUCAGCAUUCAUAUCAUGUAGGCGCUACAUCAUUUUGACAGAGAUAGACAAAAGGAAUUCUGAAAUGGUAUAUUAUAUAUACAUAGGAUAUUUCGCGGAUAGGGCAUGCUAUUUAAAUAGUUACAAAACGCAUUGGUUCUUAUUAAUAGCAGUCGUGGUUUAACAAUUGGAUCAUUAAUUGGAAUACUCUCUUAUCCUAGGAACUUAAAAUUAAGUACUUUGUACGUAAGACUAGACGUUUCGUUUCUCUACUCUCGUAUUCUGUAAAUGCGAUCGAAUUCAGUAAAGUCAUCAUUCCAAGCGAUAUCUAAUACGUCAAUAUUUUUAUAUUCGUUUAUAUUAUUACAUUUUUAUUUAAUAGCAUAUUGUACCUUAAACUGGUACAAAUGUACAAAAACACACUUUGCUCGCCAAACUAAGUUUACGCUAAACUUGUAAUGUAUUAAAAAAUUGGUUUAACUGCAGUCGUCUUAUCGCUAUAGUUAACUGGUUCAGGAUCAGGUUUGGUCAAUGGUUGGUAAAACCUGUGCAAAAUUUGUCGCAUGAUCUAUGAUAACGUCUGAAUGAAUGGAACGCGAGACGAUGAAACCGAUGAUUUAUCAAUUAUCGGACAUAUUUUUCGCAAAUAUAUACAGACGUAUGCUCGCUUAAAACUAAGCUAACUUUAAAGCGAUGGAAUUACAAGAUAGACACAGUACUAUUGCGCAUUGUGUUUAAUUUGCAUACUGUAUUCAGUUCGCUUAAUAGUAAUUACAAAUAUAACAGUAAUUACAAAUAACAAUAAACAAAAAUGUAAUAAAACGGAAAUGCUUAUUCUCGA